This is a messenger RNA of Paramecium sonneborni, 2120 nucleotides long. The record is from the annotation of a GenBank genome assembly. Lineage: Eukaryota; Ciliophora; Oligohymenophorea; Peniculida; Parameciidae.
AUUCUAUAAAAUGAGCGAAGAUAAUGAGAUUCUAAAGAUAAAAUCUUAUGAAAUUUAUUUGAAAAAAGAAAUUGGAAGAGGAUAGUUUGGAAUUGUUUAUUAAUGUAAAGACAGUGCUAAACCAGAAUUGAAAUUAUGUGCUAAAGUACAUAUAUAAUAAAUACAAAGAUUAUUAAAGAUAAGUUAGAUGAUCCAAAAACAAAAAGAGAGAUUGAACUAAUGAAAAUGAUAAUGAAAUGUGCAGAACUAAAUCAAAAUAUAGUAAGAGUGGAAUAUGUAGAAUUUAACGAUGAGAGGAUAGUAUUAAUUUUGGAAAAAUGUGAAAAUGAUUUGUAAUGGAUAAUAGAUUAAAAAAAAAAGAAAGAAAACAAGAAUUUAACUCCAAGCGAAGCAUUAAAUGUCUUAAAACAAAUUGUAAAUGGUUACAAAGUGCUUUAUUCAAAUAAUAUCAUACAUAGAGAUUUAAAACCAGCAAAUAUAUUAGUAUUAGAAGGAGUAUAUAAAGUAUUAAAAAAUAAUAUAUAAUAGAUUGCAGAUUUAGGAUUGGCUAGAGUUUUGGAAAGAAAUGCAGAUUAGACAAUAACAAAAGUAGGUACUCCAAAAUAUGUGGCACCUUAAUUAUAUUUAGAAAAUUACUUUUCUAAUUAAGCUGAUAUAUUUUCAGUAAUAUCUUAUUAAUAUAAUAAGUUAGGAAUCAUAACAUAUGAAUUAAUAUUUGGAAGAUUACCUUAUGAGGCAAAAAACUAAGUACAAAUUAAGAGAGCUUUAAGAAACUUAGAAAAAAACCCAGUUCAAGUGGAUAGAUAUGUGGAUGGAGUAAGAAUUUAUUAAAUCUUAGAUGACAGAAGAAUUUGCUGAACUAAUUGAAUAUAUGCUUAAAUUUAAAGAAAAUGAAAGAAUAAGUUGGGAAUAAUUAUUUAAACAUCCUUUAAUUUAAGAGGGAUCUAAUAAAGUAGUAAAUGAAUCAGGGUAAAUAAAUUAAAUAUAAUUAAAGUCUUAUUAAAGAUAUUCCAGAUGAUGAUGAAGAAGAAGAAGAUGAAGAAACUGCUGCUAUUUAAGAACCAUAAAAAUAACCUGGUAUUCAAAUUUCAGAAUAACAAUAAUAAUAAUAAUAAUAAUAACAAUAAUAAUAAUAACAAUAAUAAUAAUAAUAAUAAUAAUAAUAAUAACCUAUUUAAAAAUAAAAUUACCCUAUUCAGUAGUUCCAACCAUUUUAACCUCAAUAAAUUCCAUAAUCUGCAAUCCAAUUUUAAAAUAAACCAGGAAUGUUUUAAUAAGGUUCCCAAUUUUAGCCCACAACUAACAAUAAAUUUGCUCCUAUUCCACAAUAAACUUCUUCUAUAUAUCAAUAAGGUGGUACUUACCCAAACUCUGUAGGUCAACCAUCUGGGACUUUCCCAAGAUUAGCCACAACUGUUAAUACAAAUUCUGUAAAUCCAAGUCCAAUUAAUCCAAAUGCAGCUAAAUUUAUUCCUAAUGCUGGAUUACCCUAGCAGUUUUAAUAGUGUGUAGGACCAUCUGAUUAAUUAUAUUAAUCAGGAGUUUUAAUGGACUAAACAUUAGAAUUGUUAGAAAAAUUUAUGUAAGAAUUAUUUUAUACUUUAGAAACAUGCAAUUGUAAUUGAGAUCUGAAUAUUUUGGAUUUAAAUUAUAUCUUCAUUGUUUAGCACAAUGUUUCUUUGAACACUCAAAGGCUUUAAAAUAGAAAAAUUAAUAAAAUAGUGCACAAAGUCUUUAUUCUCUUCAAACUGUUGAAUAUGAAAUUUAGAAAUAAAAUAAAAUUCAUUAAGUAUUAAGCCAAGAAAUUGCAUCUUAUAAUUUAGCUGUAGCUUAUCCUGUAAAUAAUAUUGAUGCAGAAUAUUUUAAUUAUUUCUAAAAAUUAAAUAAGGUUGGAUAAGUUAAAGAUUUAUUCCAUUAUGGAUCUGAAAAAAAGUUUUUCAUAGAAUAUUUACAGUAAAUAUUAUAUUAAACUAUAAAGAUUAUUAUAUUCUUUGGAAAGAAUAAAAGAAAUUACUCAAACUUAAUAUCAAGAGAUUUAUUCUUAAAUAAUAGAUAUAAAUAAAAAUUUAAGUUAAUAAUAGGUAAUGGUAGAAUUUCUAAAAAAUAAAUUUAACAAAUGA